AUGCAAGAGUUCUACCACUGGUUCUCGACCAUGGCCGACGAGGGCCGCGUCGAGGGCGCCGAGCGGUACAACACCCACAUGAGCCGCAUGGGCGAGUACCAGACCCUGUGCGGGGCCAUCGAGGGCGAGGUCGAGGGCGCGCUGGAGAGCCUCGCCUCGCUGGAGCGUGAGUACGGCGUCGUGGCCAGCAAGACCGGCGCGCUGCACGAGGCCUGCGAGGCGCUGGUCUCGCAGCAGGGCCAGCUUCAGCGCUUCGCCGACUCAGUCGCGUCGAAGCUGGCCCACUUCCACGAGGUCGAGCGCGCCACGGCCCGACUGUCGUCGCCCGGAUUCGUGCCCACGGACGAGUCCUUCACCGCGCUGCUGCAGCGACUCGACGCCGCGGUGGCCUUUGUGCGCGAGCACCCGACCUUUCGCGAGUCCGACUCGCACCUGGCCAAGUUGCGGCAGCUCCUGGGCCGCACCCUCGCGCUGGCGCGCAACCACAUCGUGGCCAGCCUCAAGCAGACGGCGACGGCCACCGCGCAGGCCACGGCCGGCACGCCGGGCAAGGCCUCGGCCGCCGUCGAAGACUACAGCCAGCUGCUCCACAUCAAGUUCUCCGCCCUCGCCACCCGCCUUCGCCCGCUGUGCCACGAGAUCGAGGCCCGUGCCGCAGUAGCCGAGUAUGCCGGGCUGCUGCGUGAUUGCGAGGAGUGCUAUUUGAACCAGCGGCGCACGCUGGUCCUGCCCACCGUGUACGAGGCCAUCCGGCUGAUCACGAUCGGCCAGAACGCCACCAGCCUCCCGACCAUCGUCCGCUCUGGCUGCACCUACCUCUCUCAGGUGUGUGGCCAAGAGGCGCAGCUCUACUAUCGAUUCUUCAGAAGCGCGUGCCCGGCGCUUCACGCGUACCUGCAAGAGCUUUGCAGUCCGCUCUACGAGAGCCUGCGAGCUUCCGUGAUUCAGCUGCGCUCGCUAGAGUCGCUGUGUAAUUUGAGGGAGGCGCUGGCUGCAGAGGCCGCCGGCGAUUCCGUUCUGUCGGGCAUCGUGUCGUCCAGCCGAGUGGAGGGUCCCAGCGCCGUACACGACCUCACCGCUCGCCUCGCCCAGGACGCCGCCGAGCGACUUUAUUUCUUGGCCAUGACCUAUUUCCGCGAUGAGAUAUCGGCCUACGUACCGUCGGCUGCCGACCUGGACUAUCCGGCCAAGCUGCUCCCCAAGAAGAAUGCGGGCGAGGGCGAAGCGGCUGGAGAGGGCGCUGGUCAGGCGGCAGAGAGCGACGGAGAGGAUGCAUCGUCGUCGUCGCCCGAAUUGCUGACCGCCACGUGGUACCCAACACUCGAGCGCACGCUGAGCAGUCUCGCCAAGCUCUACCUCUCCGUCGACCCGCCCGUCUUUGAAGACCUCGCCCACGAGGCCGUCUCUGUGUGCAUUGCCUCGCUGGGCUCGGCCGCACGGGCCAUCACUCGCUCCAAGGGCGGUGAGCACGGGCAGCUGUUCCUGCUGCGGCACCUCCUGAUCCUGCGCGAGCAGAUUCAGCCGUUCGACGCCAACUUCGCCAUCACCGAGAACUCGCUCGACUUCUCGCGGCUGAGCGAGGCCGUCUCCCGCAUCCUCAGCGGACAGUUCGCCAUCGGACGGAAUGCGUGGUUCGAGGUGGUGCAGCAGGCCUCUCCGCAGGUGCUGCACAACGAGCUGAGCUCCAAGAAGGACCUCGACAAGCAGAUCGUGAGCAUCGCCGAGUCCUACACGAGCAGCACGGUGCGCUCCGUCAUGGAGCCCGUGCUGUCGUUCCUCGCGCAGGUCACCGCCGCCAGCCGCUCGGCCGCCUCCGCCGGCGACGCCACCCCUCCUCCCGCGCUCUCCACCCUCCCCUUUGCCCAGCCAGCGAAAGUGAAGACGCUCAUGGCGACGGCGACGGCCACCGUCAAGGAGAAGCUGCCGCCGGUGGCCAGCACGCUCCGACUCUACCACAAGGGCAUCAAUUUUCCGUCCAACCGCUACAACAUCACACUCACGCUCAAGGAAAACAUCGUGGGGUAUGUGGAGCAGUUCUACUCGGUGCUCAAGCGAGCAGGCUACGACGAGGCCUUCAUGGCCGAGCUCGAGACCGCGCAGGCCGAACUCACGCAGGCCGUCGACGCCAUUUUUUGA
Messenger RNA from Acanthamoeba castellanii str. Neff, 2136 nucleotides. Its product is annotated as Sec34 family protein. Gene Ontology annotation, biological process: intracellular protein transport; intra-Golgi vesicle-mediated transport; Golgi organization. The transcript has 12 exons. Gene Ontology annotation, cellular component: COG complex; membrane; cis-Golgi network. The record is from RefSeq and is a predicted model, not a curated record. NCBI's taxonomy places the organism in Eukaryota, Discosea, Longamoebia, Acanthamoebidae. Bases 1 to 2136 code for a protein of 711 amino acids.